UUGUCUGCUAUAAGGGGAUUUAUUUAAUUUCAUGUCAUUACUAUAUUCCUCUUUCUAUAUACUUAUAUUUAAUUAUAAAGUAUCCUAAUUAAUAAUGUUUUAACAAUUAGCAACUAAAAAAAAAUUAUUAUUACGCCUGACUUCAGAUUUGACAAAAAAAAUUAUGACAUCUGGAGACGUCAAUUUGAUGUCAUGAGGAAACGAAGACGCUGGAGAAAAAUCCAGUAUCUCCUGGCCCUUUACACAGUUGCGCUGACAUUUGGGAAUUUAAAAUGUACUGAAGGAGCCGGAGCGCAGCAGGACGGAACAAUAAAUCGUGCCAGGGAAAAAAAUAAUAAUAAUAGCAAUGAACAUUAUCCAAUCCAUGGGAAUGAAAAAAUUCGGCGACUCCGUAAUGUUGCUGAUGAUAAUUUGGGAGGAAUUGAGAAGAGAGAUCCAUCAGAGAGGACAAGCGAAAUGGUGAAUAAAGCUGUUCAAGAAGCUAAAGCUGCAUCUGAAGCCCAAGGUUUUGCUGCUCAACAGGCUGCUCAUCAGGUAAAAACUCAACUGGCGGAUAAAGCGAUACGUGCGUCAAAAGCUGCUGAAGCGGCACUUUCUGGUAAAAUAGCUCUGCUGGAACAACUGGCAGAAGAAACCAAAGAAGCGCAAAUAGUAUUCCAAGAUGGGAGUUUGGAACUUGAGCAAGUAAGAACAAGUACGAAUGCAGCUAUGCGAGUGGCACGUGAUUCGAGACAGCAGCUACAAAUGUUGACGAAAGCCAUUAAAAUGGUUAAGACAAGUCUAAGGAAUGCGGACAUAUCAGUGCAGGGAGCCAAGCGAUCGCUGGCAAGCAAAGAAAACCUACUGGAGGCUGCGAAAAAACGGGUUGAAGAUUUAGUUGAUCGUCUCCACAUCGCGCAAGAGGAUCUUGCGAAAAUACGUGAUGUCGCUAUGAAAGCACAAGAAUUCGCUCGGGCUGCCAGAGCUAAAGUUAAUAGUGCGAACCGUUGACUUGACGUUGACAUGAUAAUUAAUUUGAUAAAUUUUUAUUGUAUUAAAUAAACUCAUUUAGAUUUAUUAUUAGACAUGAGUAUGAUCAUUUGUGAAGCUAGUAGGCUAUGAAGAAACAAAUGAUACUCGAUAACAAACGUCAUUAAAUGUUUGAUAAAAAAAAAAUUAUAAACUUGUCUUCAUUGAGCAUUCUUUUGAAAUAUGAGAAUGCUAUGUGUAUUAUUUAUUGUCUUUUUUAUUAAUAAUACGAUAAAAGUUGUUGCUGAUAGUGCACGAGAAUCACGAGAGUCAGGUGAGGUGAGGUAAAUUUUAUUGAGCAUUAAAUAAGAUACGUAUCAA
Messenger RNA from Microplitis demolitor, 1329 nucleotides. RefSeq lists its product as uncharacterized. The record is from RefSeq and is a predicted model, not a curated record. The coding region runs from base 193 to 990 and encodes 265 amino acids. NCBI's taxonomy places the organism in Eukaryota, Metazoa, Arthropoda, Insecta, Hymenoptera, Braconidae. The transcript is spliced from 5 exons.